Caenorhabditis auriculariae is the source of this 3802-nucleotide messenger RNA. Lineage: Eukaryota; Metazoa; Nematoda; Chromadorea; Rhabditida; Rhabditidae. The record is from the annotation of a GenBank genome assembly.
AUGACCGUCUCGUUUCGUGUGAAUCCCGAGUACGCGGCGAUGAGCGAGGUCGUCCCCGGCCUGUUCAUCUGCGGCGUCUCCGCUUUGACCAAGGAAGAAAUGAAAAAGUGCAAGAUCACCCACAUCAUCAAUGCUACUACCGAGGUGAGGAUAUCGCUUCAAAUCAGAAAAAAAAUGGCUGGAAAGGCUGCCACUGGCGUAAGGAUGAAACUUAACUAUCCAGCCCUGAAAAAUUCUUCGAAAUGGUCAAAAAAUGGCUCUGAAACGAUCAUUUUAACUAAGUGGCACCUACGGGGCCACUAGAAAGAUUGUCAACACUUAAGUGGCCACUAGAAAGUAUCUUCAGCACUUAAGGGGUCACUAGAAUGUAUCUACAGCACUUAAGGGUCCCUAGAAAGAUUGUCAGCUCUUAAGUGGUCACUAUAAAGUAUCUUCAGCCCUUAAGGGGUCACUAGGAAGUUUCAUCAGUCCUUAGGGGUCACUAGAAUGUAUCUUCAGCCUUUAGGGGUUCCCUAGAAAGAAUUGUCAGCACUUCAGUGGUCACUAGAAAGAAUCUUCAACACUUUAGUGGUCACUAGAAAGAAUCUUCAACACUUUAGUGGUCACUAGAAAAUAUCGUCAGCCCUUAAGUGGUCACAAGAAAGUAUCUUCAGCACUUAAGUGGUCACUAGAAAGAAUCUUCAGCACUCAAGUGGCCACUAGAAAGUAUCGUCAGCCCUUAAGGGGUCACUAGAAAGUAUCGUCAGCCCUUAAGUGGUCACUAAGAGUGCUCCAACACGUCCGAUUCACGUUAACAAUCAGAUUUGGUCCUUAAAAAUCGAUCAUAAGAUGAAAUUUGACGCUUCUGAAGUCCCUGAAAAGCUCAGUAUGUUCCGAAACGAGAACUUCUUAAAAUCAUGAUCAUCUUUUUGUCCUGAACGACCAAUUUUAUCGUCCCUACCUCCAGGUGCCCAACCUGAGAAGCCUCGGCGACAUCCAAAGGACGAAGCUCUGGCUGGAAGACACGCCACAAACCUACAUCUAUCCCCACCUGGAGCUCCAGGCCGACCAGAUCCAGGCGUUGAUCGCCGACGGCGGCCGUGUCCUCGUCCACUGCGUCGCCGGCGUCUCCCGCUCGGCCUCCAUCUGCCUCGCCUACCUCACCAAAUACAGGUAUUUAUUGAUUUUCGCUGUUCAAAUCGGUUCACCUGUCUUUUGAGAGGGCAAAGUUUGGUGAUACCUUCGAAAAAAGGCGCUUUUUUUGCGAAAUGGUUCUUUUAAAGAAGAAAAAAAGGUGUUUGAAAAGAUGUCAUUUCAGGAAAAGAGGCUUAUAGAGGUGACAAAAGCUCUUUUAUCUGAAAAGGAGUUCAAAAAUAAACUUUUUUUGCAUAUUUUUAAGAAAGUUCAUUAUUUUUCAUCAAAAAAAGGCCCUUAAGAGGUUUCUUCGAAUUUUUUUGCGCAUUCAAUUUUGAAAAUGUCUAAAAUAUAGUCUAAAUCGAUCCCUCACUUGGAAACUUAUAAAAUAAAAAAACUUUUUUUCUGAAAUUUUUGAAACACUUGAUGAACCGUGCGCAUUUUUGCAUAUAAACCCUGCACCUUUUGCAGGGAGUAAAAAAAUUUUUCAACCGAAAUUUAUCCUUUUUUUCGAGACUUUUUCUUAUUUGUUAAUGCACUUGUAUAGUUUACGAAGCAUUUCAGUUUAAAUUUAAUAUUUUGGCAAUUUGGUUGGGAUCAUGCUAAAAAUUACCAUGAAACGUAUUCUUUUUUGAACUUUGACCUUUUCAAAAAUUUAAAUUCUAGAUGCCGAUCUCUUCGCGACGCCUACCACUUGAUGAAAUCAAAAAGAGUGAUGGUCCGACCGAAUUUGGGCUUUUGGCGUCAACUUAUCGCCUAUGAACAGGUAAUUUUCAUCUUCAUCAUAAUGAGAAAAUUGACGGACUUUUCGAGGAAUCCUUAUCUAUACAGUUUCAUCGAUAAAAGGGCUCUUUCAAUGCAAAAGUCCAAUGGAAUCAAUCAAAAUGGCGCCGUUUUUCAAUCCGCUUAUGAUUCAUUAUCAUUAUCGAACUUUAGUUUCAAAGAAAAAUGCCUUUCUCAUGGCUUUCACGUGUUCUGUUAUUGUAUUUGUGCUCUUUGAUUUGCUGACACGACGGUUUUUCCGCCCCCAACGUUCUAGAAAUUUGAUAUCGGAAAUCAUAUGCAGUGUAGUUUGAUGGUUUGCGAAGCACGUGAGGGGGAAAUCGUAAAUUUAAUGGCUUUUUGAGUGAAAAUUUUGAGAAUGAUCAGUUUUGAGUCAUUUGUUUUAUGUCUUUUCAAAAAUUUUUAUGCUUAGGAAGGUUUUUUUUAUUUUUUGAAUCAGUUAUUCCAUAAAGUUAGGAAGGGACCUUCGAAAAAAACGUGCAAUUUUCAAAAAAAAAAAAUGUUUUUAUGAAGUUCAGAAACUUCAAAAAUAAGUUCACUGAAUUUUUUUAGAUUUUUAAGCCAUCUUUCAAACUUCUUUAAAACCUUUAAAAGGUACCUAAAUUUGAGCUAAAGUUAUAAAAAAAGCCCAGAUUUUUUUACGAAAAGAAGUUUUUUAAAAGAUUUUUAUCAUAAUGCCGUGUUCAAAGUAAUUUCCGCGAAAUGCAAAAAUGGUCUCUGACCCUCCAAAAUUUAGUUAUCAUUUCUCUUUUUUCUGACGGCUAUUUUGAAUUUCGCGGAAUCACUUUGAACACGGCUUAAGAUUCCUUCUUUUUCCAAUUCAGUGUGUUUGAUCAAUAUGAAGGGUGAGAAAAAUACAUAUGAGGAGGACAUUACUAUGAAAAGGUUUUUAGGAUUUCUGAAAUUUCUUAGAGGAGAAAGGGUUUAAAGAUGAUAAUAUUUUUAUGUCGCGCAGCCGUUUCGGGUCCCAAAAAUGGACGGCUUAGAGGGUGACCCAUCGUCAGCAUUUUACCCUCUUGCUUUAAAUCAAAAAAAUGUUAUAAAAGAUUUUUUUAGCUAUUAUACCUAGGCGCAGUUUUAAAUUAAUAAAGUUUGGAAAAAUUGAAAAGGGAAAAACUGAUAAAUGAAGGGGAAGAAAAAAAGGAAAAAGAGAAAAAAAGGGGAAAUGUAGUCAUUCAUAUCCGAUAUCGAUUGUUGUCGGCAGAGGUCAAAAAGUUACGAAGAGGUAGAUUAAAUUUAUGUUCUUGUGGAAGUCUAUAUUGAAAGUAUAAAGGUAGAAAAAUUGAGGUUGAAAUUUGGAAUGUAGAGUGAAGAAGGGAUAGUUAUAAUGAAAUGUGUAUUUUUUUGCAAAACUAAAUCCGAUUUUUUUCUUUUGAAUUUAGUCCUAUUUAAAGUUUUUUUGUUUAAUUUAUUUUAGCUUCUUCAUAAGGGUUUAAAACCGUCCGCACUUUAUGAGCGUAUGUUAUUUUUUUCGGAAAUCCUUACUGAAAACAAAAAUAAUCACGAGAAAUACCUAAAAAGUUCUGUGGCUUUCAAAAAAAAUAGAUAGAAAUACUUUUUCUUCAUUUGGACCACAUAUUAAUUUUUGCGAUUUUUCAGAACGUGAAGGAAAAUCCGGGAUCCGUCCGUCUUGUCAGAGAUGAAGCUCAGCCAGAUUGCCUCCUUCCUGACGUCUACCUCAACAUCGCCAUUCCUCCACGUCCUGAGGUGAUUUUUGCACUAUUUUCAAGGAAAAUUAACGAAAAAAUCAUUUAAAACACUUCAAACAAACUGAUAAACUGAUUUGCAGAGCCCCGAAGCCGACGGCAACACCGACGAGCCGCGGGAACGCCGGAAUUCCGGCCUCCGAUCCAAAUUCCGGCCAGUCCUGGAGCCCCUCAUCGAAAUGGCCGAAGCCGUCUGUUAA